Molecule: messenger RNA, 4334 nt
Organism: Apus apus (common swift)
Lineage: Eukaryota; Metazoa; Chordata; Aves; Apodiformes; Apodidae
Gene: UBOX5
Product: U-box domain containing 5
Exons: 5
Coding region: 2045-3652 (535 amino acids)
Biological process (GO): protein polyubiquitination
Cellular component (GO): nucleus
Molecular function (GO): ubiquitin protein ligase binding; ubiquitin-ubiquitin ligase activity
Source: RefSeq, a predicted model, not a curated record
AGGGCUCCUGGGCUCACUGUCCCACCAGAUCCUGGCUGCUCCUCCAAUCUGCUCCUCAGCCUGUCCCCGCUGAUCCUCAUUCCCAGCCUGCUUCCCUGGCCUUUCCUGUCACAGUGUGUCCAGCCAGUUCUCACUUUCCUUCUUUACCCUGACCCUUAGUCCUAAUCUUAUUCCAGUUUCUCAUUUAAUCUGCCUCUUCAUCCCCACUGUUCACGUUUCUGAGUUAUGUUUUCUUGGGAAGAGUGAAAAAAAACAGCCAUAACUUAAAGCAACUUGGUGACAGACUUUUUCUGUGAAGCCAGAGUGUUGUAGAGCUUUUCAGAAGGGGGAGCAGUGUCUUGGACAUGCAGAAUAAUUCCUUUUCUUGCUGAAAUGUUGAACCUGGAAAAAUUAGUCUUGAGUUAUGAAAGUCUGUCAGGGUUGCAAAUGAGUAGGAGGGAAUCCUACAAAAUGCACCUGUACAUACUUAGCUCCUCAUGCUGCAGGACAAGGGGCACCUGAAUUGAAAGACAGCAAGUUUAGUGAGAUAAUAAAUUGUAAUUAGCCAGAGCUAAUUGCCAUAGAUUAUUAAGAGCAUGGUAGGAAAGGAUGGACAGCAGCUCAUGAGGAGUUUGUGAAGUGGUGAGUUUGCAGGGAUGAGUGUGAGGGACACAGGGGUGAAGGUUCUUCUCCUCCCUCACCUUGGUUUAAGGAAGGUCUCACCAAGAUUUGGUGACUGCCAGUGCUCCAGUCUGGUCUGGUUGGAAGGGAGAUGGAGAAGGCUUCAGCCUAGGAAAAAGAGAAGAGGGAGAAACAGGAGAGGGGGCAAAUCUGGAGUCAUUCCAAGAAAUUCUUCCUAACCCCAGCAGCAGGAGGGCCAGGCUCAUUAACCAGGCAGCAGGUUCAGAAGGAGCCAAAAGCAGUAGUUCUGUCACACAGCCUGUAGCUUCACAGAGCAGCUCCCUCCCACAAGAGGUGGCUGCCAAAAGUCAGAGCAGUUCAAAAGCCUGUUUGAACAAUUCCUCACUGGCAGCCCUCUGCUGGAAUCCUGCCAGGCUCAGAAAGCCUGGAAAGUCCUCAUGGAGGGGCCUUGGUUUGUGCUUGCCCUGCUCUUGGGAAGAGCAGGAAUUGCUCCUGAGGGCUGCCAGACCAAAUAUUGGGCUAGGAGGAGAGCUCACCUGGCAUGCUGCAGCUCUCCUUGGGUUCACACCAUUUCAGCCCCCAGAAGGCCAGUUCCACCAUGGCUAAGCUGACAGCUCCAGCUGAAACAUCAUUCAUUAAAGGGCUGCUUGUUCUUGAAGGAAGUGGGAGCUUCCUCCUGAUUUGCAGGGUUGCCCAAGGCAAUGACAUUAAAACUAAGGUUAAUGUGAGGUUAACACUUGUUCCUCACAAAUAAUUUCCUUCUUAGCAGGGAUCUGAUCUAACCAAUUCCAGCCACACUUUUUUUUAAUGGAAAGGGAGGUGCCUUCACUUGAGUUUCCCUAAUGAACAUUGUCAGAAGAAUUGAGAGGGUCAGUGUUCAGAGCACAGAUCAUCUCCCUUGGAGCUAUUAAAUGCCCUCUGCUCCCUUGGAGCUAUUAAAUUCCAAUUAUUAAUACUUGUGUUUAAUCUUAGCUUCCAUCUGAGGCUCCCAAAGCCCUCCAGAAACAUUUCUCUUUGCAGCAGCACUUCCUUAGGGCUGCCUGGUGUUACCUCAGAGGCCCCCUCCAAGCUUGGCAUGUUUGGUCCAGGAGUGCCAGCAGGUCCUGCCCCAAACUGCUGAAUGCAGCAGAUAGACAGGGCAUGGAGGGAAAACCCAGGGUUCAAGGCCCCAAGGUGGGAGAGGACACCAGCUCUUUCCAGCUUGAGUGGCUGUGGAGCUGAACACCCCAGUCAGGUCACAGACACCCUGUGUCCUCCAGGGCUGGCUGAGGCUGCUCACCCUGAUUCCUUUGACAGCCUCAUCUGAUGUUUGAUGCUUUAUCUCCAGAACCUUCAGGAUCUUUGAUAAACUUUCAGGUGUAAUUGCUGGUCUGCCCACAGCUGAAUCUGAUGCUCAGAAAUUGAGGUCUCUCCAGCUGCCAAGAUGGUCAUCAACGUCUGUCUCCCCCAGUUCAAGCCAAGGAUUCACUGCAACAAGAUUUCUGCUGAUGGUUACGAAGUGGAGAAUCUCAUCUCGGAUGACCUGGCCAGGAGAAAUCGCGGUUUCCGCAGCGAAUACUUCAUCAAACCUCCGGUCCACGUCACCAUCUCUUUUCCCUUCAACAUUGAGAUCUGCAGGAUCAAUGUGGACAUCUCCUCUGGGGGAUACCAAACCUUCUCCGGGCUGGAAGUGUACACCUCUACCUCAUGCAACAAAACCUCUUGGCAGAGCCCUGAGGGUCAGUUCUCAGGUCCGGCCAGUCAGCCUGUCUCAGACAAAGACACUUUCACACUGGUGGGCAAAGCUGUCUUAAAAAAUCAAAGCAAAGUGACGUUCGGCCACAGAGGUUUCAAGCCAAGGCCUCCCUUCCAUCAGAUGGAGCAUGUCUUCUCCUACCCUGGCUCCGUGUCUCAAGACCUCUGGAACAAAGGGCCCGCCUCGCUGAGCAACGUCUCGCACUUAAAAAUCUGCAUCACCCACGUGGCCGGGGGUGGCCUGCCUUGCAUUAAGAGGCUGGAGGUGUGGGGGCAGCCUGCCAAAUCCUGCCCACAGGAGGUGAUCGAGGGUGUCUUUCAGGUGGCCUCCCAGUUCCUUGGCCAGGAUGUUGGCAGCCUGAAGCCAGAGCUCUGGACACCGAUGGAGAGCGAGUGCGAGCCCUUCAGCGCCAGCGACAGCGAGCAGCAGACCCUCCGCAAGCUGGUGGACGUCGUCCAAGACAUCCCCGAGGAGUUCCUGGACCCCAUCACCUUGGAGAUCAUGACCUUCCCCAUGCUCCUGCCCUCUGGGAAGGUGAUCGACCAGACCACGUUGGAAAAAUGCAACCGGAGCGAGGCGUCCUGGGGCAGGGUACCCAGUGAUCCUUUCACUGGGGUGGCCUUCAGCCAGCACUCGCAGCCCCUACCUCACCCUACCUUGAAGGCCAGGAUAGACCACUUCCUCUUGCAGCACAGCAUCCCUGGCACCAACCUGCUGGGGAGGGCUCAUCCCUCGGAAAUGCUCCUGCCUUCUUCCAUAACAAUGUCUUCUCUGAAAAGGAAAAUGGACUGUAUGGAUCAGAGCUCCCUGCAGCCACCCUAUUUUUCUUCUACAAACUUGCUUGUCACGUCUACCUCAGAGAGCAGUGCUAAAAAAAUGAAAACUGACACUGACUCACACUUGAUCCACAUGGACUGUUCCACAGAUCUGGUCUCUCACGAGCAGAAACUGUCGGAGAGCCUGGACACGGCCUUGACCUCGGCGCUCAGCUCCAUGCCCUCCUUCACAGCCAAGCUGGUGAGGAGCCAGCAGCAGGCACAGAGCCAGGGAGGCUGCAGCAGCUCCUGGAGCACAAGCACCCUCGAGCACGGCAGGAGCAGCCAGGCCCAUGGAUGCUCUUCCUGUGGCAAAUCCUUCUCCUCCUACUUCAAAACGGAGCCCGUGUACCAGCUUCCCUGCAGCCACCUGCUGUGCCGGCCCUGCCUGGCCGAGAAGCAGAAGUCCCUCUCCUCCAUCCUGUGUGGGAGCUGCAAGAGACCAGCUGCCACCCAGGACAUCAGGAGGGUUCAUUUCUGAGCCCUGGGCUGCCCCAGCCUGCUGGGAGGAGCAGGACAGGGAGCCACUGCUGUUCCCAGGGUCCGGAUUGAUCCGCAGGAGGACAGAGGCCUUUGGAGAGCUUGGAGACGAGCAGCCAUGAGGCUGGAGAGGAGUUGAUGUUGUGCUUACAGAGCAGGGGGGUGGGGGGUUGGAGCAAAGUGACCCGAGGAUGACAAAAGCCAUAGCUUCUUUACCAGGAACAUGUAUUUAUCCCUAGCCUGCCCCUGCCCCUCACACCCACCCUCCCAGCACCACCCCCGUGGCUCAGUGGUUCAGCAGAGGUGCCUUUUGGAUGGUGAGUUCAGCUUCCCUCUCAGUUAAAACCAUUCACAUCUUUUUUUGAAGGGCAGCCAUUCGGCCGUGGACCGGGCCAAGUCCUUGUGACUGACCACCUGCAAGCUCCCUGACAUCUCCCCUUCCCUCCUGGCUCCCCUCCUCCCUGCCAUGCCCUCGCUGUGCUGGGGGAGCACAUCCCUCGUCCUGGUGUCCAGCAGGGCCCAGAGAGAGCCCGUGGGGAAUGCUGUCUCCUCCUGCUCCUGCAAACCCCUGUAGAAAAGCCAUCGUGUCCCACCAAGCGUCACUUGGUUCAUGUUGUGUGACUGGACCAGCUCCCGUCUGGCUGAUAGACAUUUAAGCCUUAAUAAAAUGAUGUUUAAAGUCA